Messenger RNA from Peromyscus californicus insignis, 939 nucleotides. Its product is annotated as olfactory receptor 7G2-like. Bases 1 to 939 code for a protein of 312 amino acids. The record is from RefSeq and is a predicted model, not a curated record. Gene Ontology annotation, biological process: G protein-coupled receptor signaling pathway. Gene Ontology annotation, cellular component: membrane. The transcript has a single exon. NCBI's taxonomy places the organism in Eukaryota, Metazoa, Chordata, Mammalia, Rodentia, Cricetidae. Gene Ontology annotation, molecular function: G protein-coupled receptor activity; olfactory receptor activity.
AUGGGAUUUACAAACCAAACAGCUGCUACUAACUUUCUUCUUCUAGGCCUCUCAAGUGACUCAGAAUUGCAACCUGUCAUGUUUGGACUGUUUUUGACCAUAUAUCUGGUCACAAUGAUUGGGAACCUGUUCAUAAUCUUGGCCAUCAUUUCAGAUUCUCAUCUCCAUACUCCCAUGUACUUCUUUAUCUCCAACCUCUCAUUGACUGAUAUCUGUACAAGCACCACUACAAUUCCAAAGAUGCUGGUGAACAUCCAAGAACAGAAUCUAAGCAUAAGCUUCACAGGAUGCCUCACUCAGGCUUGCUUUGCCAUGCUUUUUGCUAGUCUGGAAUGCUGCCUCCUUGCAGCAAUGGCGUAUGAUCGCUACGUGGCCAUUUGCUACCCCUUGAGGUACACUGUCAUCAUGAAUCAGCGCCUGUGUAGUCUACUCAUCCUAUUCUCCCUGCUCAGCAGCACUGUGAAUGCAUUGCUUCUCAGCCUCACAGUGCUGUGGCUUUCCUUCUGCAAAGAUGUGGAAAUUCCCCACUUCUUUUGUGAAAUUACCCAGGUCAUCAAGGCAGCCUGUUCUGGCACAUUCAUCAACAAUAUACUGAUUAAUAUUGCAGGAUUAACAUUUGGUGGCAUUACUUUUGCUGGAAUCAUUUUCUCUUACACUGAAAUUGUCUCCACAGUUUUUAAAAUACCAUCUGUUCAAGGAAGAUAUAAAGCCUUUUCCACGUCUGGGUCUCAUCUGUCAGUGGUUUCUUUAUUCUAUGGGACAGGUUUAGGUGUGUGCAUUAGCUCAGCAGUAACUAACUCUCCCAGGGUGACAGCAGUGGCAUCAGUGAUGUAUACUGUGGUGACUCAAAUGCUGAACCCGUUCAUCUACAGCUUGAGGAACAAAGAUAUGAAGCAAGCCUUAAAGAAACUCAUGGGUAGGAUGACUUCCUUUUUAUAA